AUAUGCACUUGUAGGAAAGAAAGGCUUACCCAUAGCUCCAAUUUAGCUAUGCAUGUGUAGUUACAAUUUGUCUUGUAGUUCAGCUUCAGCGUGGCAGGAAAUAUACAAGGAGCAGCACUAUGUGUUGUCAGGUGCAGUUCUUGCUUGCCCCACAGUUUAGGGGACAGAAGAGCGUGGGAAAUAAACUGUACCUGCACACAUAGCUUGGGAUCAUAGUUGCCCAAUAACAGCAUUUGCCCUAACUGCAGCUCUUCUGCAGAUGCAGGGUAUAAGUAAAAAAUCUAGACUUGGUUUCUGUUACCAUGUUUGACAUCCCAUCCUGAUAAGUCAACUCGUUAUGAAAGUGAUGUACCUAGGGUCCCCUAAUGAAAAGUAACUUAACUUGUUUGUUGAAGACAUGCUAGUCUACCAGUUCUAGAAGAUGUACUUUUUGGCUGCCUUUCUGAUGAAGCCUGAAGCUGGCAUGGGAAGGAAGAUGCACAGUACAGCAUCAUGUUGGCUGCACCCAAGGGCAGCAGAAGCAGAGUGCUUUAUCUGAUGACUGACAGUACGAAGAAGACAAGACUGGAUGUAUGUAGCUCUCAUGGUAGUAAAUAAAUUGUUUAUUAUCUUUUUGUCUUCUGAAAGUUUUAAGCUAAACUGGUUUGGUUUUUGAUUUUUUUGUGGUUUUACUUUGAUCGAUAGAAGGGCCAAAUAGUGAGAUAGUCUAAAGUGUCAAGGUAAUCCUGUAAAAUGUAGGAGGUUUGAAGUUAGAUGUCCUAUUUCCUUGCACCUGUGCAAUUGGACAACUAUAUACUGCUAUAUCUAAAUCCAAAUAUAUAUAUAUAUAUGAUUAUACAGACUGAUUGCUUCAUACAGUGUUUCUAAGUUUAAGCAAAAUUUUAAAUUGUCUUGUUACUGAUGACUGUCUUAAAAUUUUGUCUUGUCUACCUCCAUAAAUGUUUUAUUAGAAACCUUUUAUAUGGUGUAAUACUUCUUAACACAAUAGGAAUUUCCCUGAAUUACAGAUGUAAUGAAUAUUAAAUUUGAGGGUGUUAAGCUAACUAAUAUGUGUCCUCACCUCUAGUCUGGAGACAAAUGCUUUGCAAAUUUUUUCUAAGUAAUUGCUGAUUUUCUGUGUUUAAAAUGGAAGCUAUGAAAAUUAUUUUGCUUAUGCUGUGAUGGUAACUAACUAAAUUCUAGCUGAUUGUUGUAUUUAGACAUUAAAGGAUGAAAUGCCAAUAAAUGAGAAUACUGCUUUAUUAAGCUGUAACAAAAUACCUGCAGGAAUUAAAGUACAUUCUUGAUUACUUUGUUCAGGUAAUCUUGUUGUGCUCAAUACAGUUGGAAAAUUUCUAACCCUUAAUGCCAAGUUUUGUUGCCAUCAUAGCUGUGGUGUGGGUGGAAAAGCCAAACCAGAAAUGAGCAGACCUAACUGUAAGCAACUUUGCAUGUUGUCAGUUGACUAUAAAUUGCAGCAGUCAUUGACUCAGCAGGACAAGCUACAUAAUUCAGGUAAGAGACUUGGGUGUUGCUGUAUCUGGCAGCAGAGCUUCACUGGGUGUCCAUGUUUUUGUUAAUCACUUCUUCCAGCUAUUCCGUAACAAUCCUUCCUUAGCUUUUUAAUGGAUUAAAUAAGGUGUGAGGGAAGUGGAAUGUUAACUUAUUUUUUUGUCUCAUUCAGGUAUUUCAUCAGUCUUAAAAUAGCACAUCUUGUUUCCUUGGCCUUCCAUCUGGAGAUUGGUGAGUCUCUAAAAGGAAAAUGAUCUGGACACUUGCAUUUUGCACUUUGUGCAGGUAGUAAGGAACCAGGUAACUGUUUUAUGUGAUGCUCCUAUGCAGCAAAAGUGUCAGUACUAAGCAACAAACACUGCAAGUGUCUUGAGGGGUUGUGUUGGUUUUGGUUUCCUGCUCUGUAGUAGUUGUGCUAUGAAGUUUUUUUUGUGAUGUAAGACUUUUCCUCAAUGUUUUUAAGAUGUUAGCAGUAGAAAGUCUUUUAGACAAUAAUCCAACCUGUGUAACUAGACAAGGGAAAGAUGGCUAUAUACUAAUUUUACAUUGAGCGUAUAUAUUCACCUCUGAUUUUCUGCAUAUAUAUUAAUGUAAAAUUGAUGUGUUCAUGCUUUCAGCCAACCUACAGAAUUACCUGUUUAAAAUGUGUGACUUUCUCAUCUAACAGCAUGCUAUAAAUUAAGUCUUAACUAAUAGGUUUUUUGUUCUGUGACCUAUUUGCAUUAGGGAAAGAGACAACACUGAAUACAGAGGCAUUUUGAUAGAAUGUGUUGUGAGGAUAGGUCCAUACAGGGUAAAAAUGUUGUAUUAAGCAUGGCAGGGAUGAAAUAAUUAGAAAACAUUAAAAUACACCCAUAGUUUUGUGAAGUAUUAAGAGGAUCUCAUUUAUUUUGUGAAACAGAGGUCCAAAUGUGUGAAGCUUUGAUAGGUUUUUGUGAGUAUGGAAUUUAGAUGUUUCUAGUAACUUACUGUAAUAUUCAGGUGUGUUUUCCUUUCUAGAGGGUAUAAUGUAACCUAAGUGAGUUGGACAGCAAUGUGCAGGUGUAGAAGUGGAUGGUGAGUAAGAGCAUUUUUGAUAGAUUCUGUGUACGCAAGUAUUCCUUGCAAUCAGUGGGGAUGGUUCACAGUAAUUCUUUAAAAAUGAAAUAUUUGGUUAGAAUUUAUUUUCAAGGAGCUAUUAGAUAACAGUCAUUACAGUUAUGCUGCUACUUAGCUAUUUCAAUACUGUUUUUGGGAAGGCACUAUAAUGUAACUUAUGGUUUGGGUUGGAAGGGACCUUAAAGACCAUCUAGUUCAAACACCCCUGUGUGGGCAGGGGCACCUCCCACUAGACCGGGUUGCUCCAAGCCCUUAUGACCUGGCCUUGAGCACUUCCAGGGAUGGGGCUUCCACAGCUUCCCUGGGCAACCUGUUCCAGUGUCUCACCACCCUCACACUAAAAAAUUUCCUCCUAAUGUCUAACCUAAAUCUUCCCUCUUCCAGUUUAGAUCCAUUACCUCUUGUCCUCUCACUACACGCUCUUGAAAAAGUCCCUCCCCAGCUUUCCUGUAGGCUACUUAUAAAACACUGCAAGGUUGUCUUUCUAAUGUAUAAGGGUGAUUUGAUUAGCUGGGCCUGCUGUAGUGCUGCUCUGAAGAGAGAGGAUAUGGUUCUAGUUGGCCAAUCUGAGUUAAUAGGUUUCUAGCAGUGCUGCAACCACUAUGUACAGUCCCUUCUUAGUAAAAUAACUUACAGUUGGAACAAUUUUAUCAGGAUGUGCAUUUUUUUUCAUUGAUACGUUAAUUAUUUCAUAAUUCAUGGCAGUGGGACUGUAUUAACUAUUUUGUGUCUGUGUUAAACAUGUAGGUGAGUGCAGAAGCAGCACGAGGACCCAAGGAGAUGUCAGGCUUCACAGAAAUGCAUCCUACAAACUUCUUGUAAAACUUUGUUUGUAGAAUGGAUUUGAAGCUUCACAGAUGUAAAAUUUAGGUUGAGAUCCAUUCUCUGCACAGGUUUUCUGUCUAAUUAAGAUAAUAUGGUGAAAGAGACAUCAAAUGAAUAGAAAAAGUAACUUGUCUUUGAAGGCUUUUUUUGUACACAUAAGGAGUCUGUUAUGGAAUUGUAGAUUUAAUUUUUUUCAGGGAGGAGAAGGGGGUGGAGAGAAUGGCUCGGAUGUUGGCCUGCUCUGUUUAUUGUCUGUAGAGGUGUAAGUUUUGGAGGAUUCAAAACAAGCUAUACCCAUGUGGGUAUAUAAAGGUAGAUCUUAAUUUCUAAAGCUGAAGUGAAAGGUGACUACUGUUUCCUUUAGGAAGCUUAGUGGCUUUAUUUUCUUAAGAUCUGUUGUGAACGUUUUUAACCAGUUGCUGACUUGCACCUUCUUGCAUCUUCUAAUGGGACAUUGUCUGCUCUAUGUAAUGAUCUUCCAACACCAUUCUGAAAAAUCACAUUAGAAGUCUCUCCUGGAAAAUGCCAGUAAUGCCAAGCAUUGGUAAGUCCAGGUGCAUUUUUUCUACAGUUCAGUAUGAGUUGCUUAAACAUUUUUUUAAUUAUGCAUUUCCAGGUUAAAUGCAGAACCUGAUGGAUGUCAAAAACUACUGUAACCUCAUGGACAAGUUGUCCAUCUGUACUGAGACUCAGUGCAUACAGCUGGCUAGGCCUUCAUGUGCCAACCCAAAAGUUGCAUUCCAUGUGUACCCAGAAACACCAAACCAGGUCUCUUACUCUGAAGAUCUGUCAUUCCUUCCUUUCAUGUCUGAGCAUCUGAUAGUGGAGAACUUCUACAGGGAGCCCUGCACCUUUCCCUACCAGAUGCCCCAUUCCAGUUACCGCAGAAGUGAGUACUCCUACGGGCCAGCUUUCAUCAGGAAGAGGAAUGAGAGGGAAAGGCACAGGGUUAAAUGUGUCAAUGAAGGCUAUGCUAAACUGAGGCAUCACCUACCUAAGGAAUACUUGGAGAAACGGCUCAGCAAAGUAGAGACACUUCGUGCUGCAAUAAAAUACAUCAGCUACCUACAGUCUGUUCUGCAUAGUGAUUCUGUGGUGGCAGAAGAAAAUGUCAUGGAGACAAGCCAAGCACCUAAAGCAAUUAACAAACAAAAUCAGUUUAUGAAAACGAUCUAAACCAUUCCAAAUGAAGCAGAAGGUAUCCUGUUUGGGAAUUUAGUAUCCACUAUAUUGAUGAUACUCCUGGCACAUCUUAGGAGCUGAUCAUAGCAUGCAUGUCAGUGUCGGCCCACAGAAAAUAAUUUUAAUUUUGCAGAUAGUAACUACACUUAGGUACAGAGAGACAAUUGGGAAACCAUAUCUGAAUGGCCCAAGACAGUUAUUUCAUGGAAAUUGGGAAAUAUUUCUGAAAUUGUCACCAAACCAAAAAAGUAAUACCUAUACAUGUGAAGUAACUGUAUGUAUUGUCACAGCCUGCCUGCUUUAAAAUAAAAUCUUUUUACU
Messenger RNA from Apus apus (common swift), 4917 nucleotides. RefSeq names its product achaete-scute family bHLH transcription factor 3 (gene ASCL3). The transcript has a single exon. Lineage: Eukaryota; Metazoa; Chordata; Aves; Apodiformes; Apodidae. Bases 4036 to 4590 code for a protein of 184 amino acids. Gene Ontology annotation, biological process: developmental process; regulation of transcription by RNA polymerase II. The record is from RefSeq and is a predicted model, not a curated record. Gene Ontology annotation, molecular function: DNA-binding transcription factor activity, RNA polymerase II-specific; RNA polymerase II transcription regulatory region sequence-specific DNA binding; protein dimerization activity.